CUGCGACAUACACAAAUGAUACCCACCGACUUUGUAGAUAUGACGACCGAAUCAUCCAAAAAACCUUUGAUGGCGCUCGGCAAAAUCCCUUCGGUUGAUGUUAUCAGGGAACUUCUCGGCCUCAAUGCCGCCCCUGUCACAGUGAAGAAUGCCUUCCGGGACAUAACAGUAGAGUGGCGGAAAAACAGCAGAACGAGCAACAGUGGACCAGCGACCGGCCUGGUUGACUGGCACUCGCCUGCCGUGCAAAAAGACCUCCAUACAUUGGCAGAGAAGUUUCUCGCAGAGAAAAAUAAUGCGGAACGAUUCUGGUCGGCAAGUCGCCCCUGGAAAUAUGACUCCAAGCUGCAAUAUCCAGACGACAAAGAGAGAAUCAUAGAACUUCUUGUUCAAUUAUUUUUCAAGCAGAACAGAUACUUCAAGAACAAUGCAACGUAUGGCCAAUGGAAUCACAAGGACUCAGAGUCUGAGUCUCCAAGGGAAGGGAGUACGCCACAGCGUAUGGCAAGCAUCGAUGCACCUUCUGAUAAAGAGACAAAGAAGUCAUCACGAAAACGCCCGAGGUCAGAAACGGCCGAGAAUACACUCUCACCAACUUCAAACUUUGUAGAUCUCUCAGGAUCGUUCGGCAGCAGCCCACCUCUUCCUUGUGACCGCCCUCUGCCGACAACCAAGGACAUAUAUGACAUGCCGGAUGAACAAGAACCGGUGGUUAGGCAACCAUCUUCGAGCCACACCUCCUCUUUCCAUUCGAAGCAGAGUCAAUCCGAACAAAUGUGGGAUACCAACCCAUCCAAGAGAAGAGCAAAAUACAGCCUUCGGGCUCGAACAAGCUCACGAUUCCACGACACCAUUUCUGAUGCCGAAUUUGAGCAGCUGAUGAAAGAGAUGGAGAACGAAGACAGUUCUUCGGAUGAAGACUACACACAAAGUCCCCAAAUUGCUCCGGUGGCGCCAAUGAUGAACCAUAUGGAUCUCGGAUCCUCUGGUCAUCAGCCCCCGAGACAAGCCGGAUCUUCUGACACAUCUCAAAUACACCGAGAGACCAUAGCCAUGCCCAAACGCAAGCCAAACUCAGGAUCAGGGUCCUCUCAAAUGCCGCCACCUCCCCGUGCUUCUAAAAAGACGCCUUCCCCUCAGCACAAGCCCCCGAAAUCACACAAAAUCAUUAUAAAGACCACGAAGAAAAGCUUUACACCUUCGGGCACAUCAGCGGGUGCACAUACAACACCUGUCACUACGGCUGGGUACAUACCACCAACUGUAGAGGACGAUAUUGCUGAGCCCAAGGCACCAUCCGUAUCGCCAUCCUCACAACCAUCUGCCAAGUCAGGCAACUUGCCCAGGGGUUUGCAGCAAAAGGAUCUCCGUAAUGGAGCAGCACACGCUUCGAGGAUUCCUAUACAAUCUGCUUCUCAGCCAACACCAAGACCAAGCCCAUUGCAACAGAAUGCACCAGUCAGCUCUGCUAGCGCUGCAGACAAGACAUCAAGCAAAUCUCCACAACCAUUCGCCCCUAGGCAAUCUAAGGUACAGAACAACGCACCUGCCACGAAGCCCGGAACAGCCCCAGCAGCAACCACUUAUGAAGAGUCAGAGCCGAAAACCAAAGCCAACGUUUCUUCUUCCGAGAAUCGCUCACAACAGCGUCCAAAACCUCAGAUGAACUUCUUCAUCGUCACACACGAGCCUCGCGACACCACGGUGUUUUGGCCCGAAGGGAUGAUUCAAGGGACGUCACUCUCCGAAUUCAUUGCCGGUGUAGCCAAGGCAACACAGAGAGACUGCAUUGAGAAGCUCGACUUGACGCUCAAGACCUCGACAUCGGACACCAAAGUGCCUGUAGCUAGAGACGACGAGGGCUCCUGGCUUAUUGCCAAGAAGUUGUUCACGGAGAGGCUGAAAGCGGCGAGAACGAAAUCCAAGUCGAAAGGUUUGAAUGACGAUGUUAAUCCGGAGAUCUAUGUCGAGCCAUUCUAUACUCAGGCUGCGGAUGUAGAGGAUGUAGAGGAGGAUGCUGCAGACGAGGACGAAGAAAUAAGCUUUUUUUAGCGGUUGUCUCAGUUGUGUCGAGCAGCCAAUGGGAGUGCCAAGUGGGUUGUGCUCUACCUCAGCUAUGAUUUAUGAGUGUGCUGGCAGGGUAAUUUUUGUUAUUUCGUUUCGUUGCAGCUGGGAAGCACUUAAAAAUAGUCUGAAUUUGAUCAUGGCCGGUUAGCAGGCAUUCACAAACAAUUGUUCUAUAUCCAUUUAUUUUGGAAGGUCGGUAUCUUGGUGACCAUGAACUACACACGAGCACCUUUGAACUUGAAUCGGAG
Molecule: messenger RNA, 2315 nt
Organism: Hyaloscypha bicolor E
Lineage: Eukaryota; Fungi; Ascomycota; Leotiomycetes; Helotiales; Hyaloscyphaceae
Exons: 4
Coding region: 16-2052 (678 amino acids)
Source: RefSeq, a predicted model, not a curated record